Molecule: messenger RNA, 1088 nt
Organism: Aspergillus vadensis CBS 113365
Lineage: Eukaryota; Fungi; Ascomycota; Eurotiomycetes; Eurotiales; Aspergillaceae
Exons: 2
Coding region: 125-1000 (291 amino acids)
Source: RefSeq, a predicted model, not a curated record
AAUUCACAGGACAAAGCAUACUCUACUAGACCGGCCCAUGGGUUGUGACGGAAUUUAGAAGCCCACAGUGCAAUCAGACGACCAGCAGAAUGGCUGGAUUGCUAAUUGAUUGCAUCACUCCACCAUGGAACCGUCCACAGCAGAUCCGGAUACACAGGUUGAGGUAGAUCUUAUGAUACUGGAUUAUCUCCUGUGCAUGGCCAUUGGCCAAGUCUUGGACCCCGGGAAAGGUGAAGAGGCACAGCAUGCACCUGAAGAUGACACUAGCUGGUGUCUCGAUACGAUCAACACCAUCAAGACUGCACUCCUACCAUCGGAUAUUAUUCCCAAGGACAUGCAGAUAAAAACCCAGAUACUAGAACUUGCACAAUUGCUCAGUGAUGGAAAUGGAAAUCCAGAGCUAACCAGAGGGCUCGCUGCCGAACUGUCUCAGGAGGACCAGCGCAGGAGUCCAAUAACACAAUCUGGAAGAAGCACCCCCAAACCAUACCAGCCCCGUGCAAGCGAUAAACUAUGCGCCCAUGAUAGCCGGGUUGUCGCCUCUAAUAGAUCAUACAAUGCGCUAAUCCGAUUUGUCACACUUUGUGGUACUGCGAGAGACAAUUUACCAGAUGGACACGCUGAUAUUGCCGCGAGAUUAAUAACCCAAGCUGCACUGAACGAGUGUCACACGGCGGAUGUUAAGGCGCCAGGCGGGUACAGAGAAUGCAUUGAACGUGUCACUGCGUGCCUGCGCGAAGCCUUGGACCCGUAUGCAGAGAAGGUAAACAUAGCAUACCUAAGCACCCUCCUACCAUCCAUCGACCUUGCAUCAGCCGAGUUGGAAGGAACUGGGCGGAAGUCACCACGUGGAGAUACUAUUACCCGCACGAUACAUCGUUUCCUGACCGACCUUAUGAAGACACUAGACCCUCCAAUACUCAUUCAACUCGAGAGAGGAAAACUUGCAGGACUGAGCCGCGAAGAGACCCAGCAGUUGAAGGAUAGGAUAGGGUUUUGAUAGUAGUGAACGUUAUGGCAUGUACGUACAUGGUAAUUCAAGCCAAAGUGUUAGAAUCCCACGACAACCAUAGGCAGCAAUGAAGCUU